AUGAGGAGGAAUAUAAUAGACGUCUUUGUCAAGCUCUAUUUAACAGAUAUGAGGGAUCUUCUAAAUCAUUCCUUAUUUGGUAACUUUCUUUCUCUCGUGUUUUGGUUUUCCUUGUAUUUCGUACCGUAUGCAGCAUUUAUUGACGACGACGAUCCUGAAAUUUUGGCAUACCUAACAAUUAUUCCUUCCUCAAUUCUUGGUUUAUGUUCUUUGUCUUUAGUAUUCCGCUACUUUACACCCAUUGUUCUCGAGUUUGAAGUAGACUCAAUUCCCAUGGAAGAUAUGUCAAGGAAAGGUGAUAUGAAACUCGAAGUUUCUAUCAAUGUAUGA
Schizosaccharomyces osmophilus is the source of this 330-nucleotide messenger RNA. RefSeq lists its product as uncharacterized. Bases 1 to 330 code for a protein of 109 amino acids. Lineage: Eukaryota; Fungi; Ascomycota; Schizosaccharomycetes; Schizosaccharomycetales; Schizosaccharomycetaceae. The transcript has a single exon. The record is from RefSeq and is a predicted model, not a curated record.